AUUGAAAAAAAACAGCUUGCAUUUAAUGUCUGUUUGUGUGUGCACAGGGUCCUCCAUUUCCUUGUUCUGUAAUUCCUGCUUGUGAAAUAAGUAGUCAUCACGUUAAAUUUGACUGAGUCACUAGGAAAGAGCCCUUAACUUUCUCCAUAAAAUGAUACUUCAUGCAAGGCUUGUUUUCUGGUAGGAAGUGUGUUUGGGAGGACUGGGAGAAACAAGCAGCAACUUAACAUGAUGCUUUCAUUAGAGACUUUUUAUUCUCAAGGUCUUUCAUAGUAUACAUACAGCAUGACAACAGAGGAGGAUCUCAAUCUUAUUUAAGAAGCUUGGUGGCACCAAGCCACCAAAGCUGUGGGAUGCACACCCAAGAAAAGGGAAUAAAUUCCUUCUUGUUUGUUUCUCCUGCUUUUGAUCAGCUUUGGCACAUUCUGAUGAGCAGAAUCACAGAAACACCAAGGUUGGAAAAGACCUACAAGAAGGUCCCUGUGGAGGUAGAAUAUGUCACUGACAACUAUUGCAGAAAGUAAUGGAGUGGCUGCUGGUAAGAAAGAAGUAACAUCUUCACAGGAAACAGAAAUCAAGUAGGCUGAUGGGGGCGACAUCAGUGCUCAGAAAAUGCCAGAGAGCUCCCAAAGUGCACACAUCAGAACAGGGCAAGACUGAGAAGAGUUGAUGCUGGAAGUGGGAGGAGAGAAGGAACGCUUAGCCAAAGCAAGAAGCUAGAGACUGAGUAAGGGAGACCUCCUUGUAGUUUUCUUACUAAGCCCUGCACUGAAAAUAACGAAGGAGUUAAUCAUAAUGCUGAAGCAGAUGCUUAGCUCAGCAAAGUUCCAGGACGACCAGCCAAGAACUUGGUUUAUUGGUAAUCUGUAUUUAUGUAUUAAUGCACAGGCAUUAUAUUUUAUUUGUAUGUGAUUCCACAGGGUAUUUUAAGUAGUGUAAUUAGUUUGCUGUUGAGUAGACAAAUAUGUUAUUCUUUUAUAUAUGGAUAGAUGGUAGGACUAGAAAGAUCUCUUAUGCUCUGUAAUUUCAUUCAAUAAUUUAAUUAUCUAGCUCCAUAGCUCCAGAGCUGGAACUGGAGGUUUUUUCUGGCCUGACAGCUACAGCCUAUUGACUUAACCUUCUGGAAAAACUCUCUAGGCUGGUCUGAUGGAAAGAUCUUAUAUGAAUGGUACAUUUAGCAAUAUUUGACACAGUUCUUCAUUUUUAAGGGUAUUAGAUCCAUUUUUUAUUCAAUUGUUCUGUUGCUAUUGCUGUUGUUUUCCUGAUGACAACACUAUUUGAAAGCUUACUGUUCCAUAUGUGUUAUUUAAUUAAAGCAUAAUAGGAAUGUGGAAUGAUAGAAUGUCUGUAGGACUUUCAGUUGGGUUCUCCCUCCACUCUCUUCAGAAUCAGCUUGUAUGUGAAAUACUCUAUAGGGCUUUGCUGCAGCCACUCAAGAGGGCUCAGAAAGAUGAAUAAUCUCAGAGAAAAGCUGGGGCAUAUUUUACAAAGUUUUGUGAAGUGAAAUGAAGCUGUGAGCUGCAGGAACAAUUGCUGUUUGAUGGUUUGGGCUUUUUGCAAGCUUGAGUGUAUUUACGAAGAGGAAAUCUGUAGAAGAGUAUCCAUUACUAAAUGCAAUUAGUGGGGGAAAAACAACAGCAACUUGCUGUGAUUCUUGUAAAGAGCUUUGCUGAACUCCUGGGAAUAGAAGCUACUGAUGCUUCUGGUUCCAGAACUGUUCUUAAUGGUUUUAUUACUCUAUUCCCUCUUCUACUGAACUUCCCUUGAUUCUAAAAAAAAAUAAAAUCAUCUGCACAUAGAACGAUUGAACGAUAGAACGAACAUAGACAAAUGGAGUGGAGAAGCAAACUCUGAAGUCUUUGCAGCCCAGGCACCUAGGAGGAGGAAUCUCUGGCACCAAAUUCCUGUAGAACAGAGGGAGUUUACUGAGACUGUUUUGCAGAAGACAGGAUUUUUUUGCAACAUUUGUAAGUUCUGUACAUGUAUUUGAAUAGUAUGCUUGCUAGUUAUUUGUAAGCACUCUAUUAUUUAUCUUAAGUUGUGAUUCAGUUAGACAUUGUAAAAAAGUGUUUCCUUGUUUAUCGGAUCAAGCUUUAAUUACCUGGGCUUCAAGAGUUAGGUGGGUUACGUGUUUUUCCAGGAGAUGUAUAUUUCUUUCAAGAAUAUUUCUAUAGAAUUUGAAUGUUGUUUUUUUUUUUUUUCCAAAUUCAAACUGAAAAGGAAAUGCAGCUUUGUCUGCAUUAUCAGAGAUACUGACAGUGGGCAUUAGAAAUAGAAGCACAUGCAGUAACUGAGACAGGUUUGAGUAAAUUGGCAGGAAGACAAGAUUAAGGCUGUUCUGCUUAUUCUAAUAUUAUAGAUAUUCUGUGUAAAUUACAUGAUUCCAUUUUGCAUAGCCAUCUCCCUGAUGCUUUUGGCUUGAUUCACGUUGAUUUAAGUGAGACUAAAGUUAAAAAUCAUACAUGUCUGUAUUCCUACCUUAUUUUUUUCCUUUUUUUUUAUAAAAGUAUGUUUGUAACUUUUUACUUACUGUGCUUGUUCUUCUGUACUUCUGGUAUCAUGUUCCAAGGGAGAAUGUUUUUCUAUAGAGAACUUCUUACUUACAGAACAGUUAACAAAAAACGGUUAUUCUUUCAGGGUGAUUGGACACAGGGACACAGAAAACUUGAAAGGCUGCAUGUUCAUCAUGUCUUCCAUUCUUGAGAAGAUGAAGAAAUUUGGCAGUUCUGACAUAGAAGAAUCUGAAGUGACAGAUGAACACACGGAUGGGGAAGACUCUGCACUGGAAGCACCUGACAACCUGCAGGGUACAUUCAGCAGCAAGGUGCAGCCAUCCAGAAGCAAUAUCUUUGCGAGACGUGGACGAUUUGUGAUGGGGGAUAGUGACAAAGACAUGGCUCCAAUGGAUUCCUUUUACCAGAUGGAUCACCUGAUGGCACCUUCUGUCAUCAAAUUUCAUGCCAAUAUGGAGAGGGGGAAACUUCACAAGCUCCUGUCAACAGAUUCCAUCACAGGCUGCUCUGAAAAAGCUUUCAAAUUUUAUGACCGCAGAAGGAUCUUUGAUGCUGUAGCCCAAGGCAACACAAAGGACCUGGAUGAUCUGCUGCUCUAUCUUAAUAGGACCUUGAAGCAUCUCACAGAUGAUGAAUUCAAAGAACCAGAAACUGGGAAAACCUGCUUACUGAAAGCCAUGCUGAAUCUACAUGAUGGGAAAAAUGAUACCAUUCCCUUGCUGCUGGAUAUUGCAAAGAAAACGGGAACUCUGAAAGAGUUUGUGAAUGCAGAAUAUACUGACAACUACUACAAGGGCCAGACUGCACUCCACAUUGCCAUUGAGAGAAGGAACAUGUACCUGGUUAAACUCUUGGUCCAGAAUGGAGCAGAUGUUCAUGCAAGAGCAUGUGGGGAGUUCUUCAGGAAAAUCAAAGGGAAACCUGGUUUUUAUUUUGGAGAGCUGCCCCUGUCUCUGGCUGCCUGCACCAAUCAGCUCUGCAUUGUGAAAUUCCUCCUUGAGAACCCCUACCAGGCUGCUGAUAUUGCUGCUGAGGACUCCAUGGGCAAUAUGGUCCUGCAUACUCUGGUGGAGAUUGCAGAUAACACUAAGGAUAAUACCAAGUUUGUUACCAAGAUGUACAAUAACAUAUUGAUCCUUGGUGCCAAAAUAAAUCCUAUCCUGAAGUUGGAAGAACUCACCAACAAAAAAGGGCUGACUCCAUUAACACUGGCAGCCAAAACAGGGAAGAUAGGGAUUUUCGCUUACAUCCUCAGACGAGAGAUCAAAGAUCCUGAGUGCAGACACUUGUCAAGGAAGUUCACUGAAUGGGCUUAUGGACCUGUCCACUCAUCUCUUUAUGACCUGUCCUGCAUAGACACAUGUGAGAAAAAUUCAGUGCUUGAAAUUAUUGCCUACAGUAGUGAAACACCAAAUCGUCACGAGAUGCUGCUGGUAGAACCCCUUAACAGGCUGCUGCAAGACAAGUGGGACCGGUUUGUCAAGCACUUAUUUUACUUCAACUUCUUUGUAUAUGCAAUUCAUAUCAGCAUCCUGACCAUGGCUGCCUACUACAGACCUGUGCAGAAGGGGGAAAAUCCUCCCUUUACUUUUGGUCACAGCACUGGGGAAUAUUUUCGAGUGACUGGAGAGAUACUGAGCGUAUUGGGAGGACUGUAUUUUUUUUUCAGAGGGAUACAGUAUUUUGUGCAGAGGCGCCCAUCAUUGAAGACACUGAUAGUUGACAGUUACAGUGAAGUUCUUUUCUUUGUUCACUCUUUGCUCCUCCUGAGCUCUGUGGUGCUGUACUUCUGUGGCCAGGAACUGUAUGUGGCUUCCAUGGUCUUCUCCUUGGCUCUGGGCUGGGCUAACAUGCUAUACUACACCCGUGGCUUCCAGCAGAUGGGCAUUUACUCUGUCAUGAUUGCAAAGAUGAUCCUAAGAGACUUAUGUCGCUUCAUGUUUGUCUAUCUAGUAUUCCUCUUGGGAUUUUCCACAGCUGUGGUGACUUUAAUUGAAGAUGACAAUGAGGGGCAGGACACAAAUAGCUCUGAAUAUGCCCGAUGCAGCCAUACAAAGCGAGGCCGCACAUCCUAUAACAGUCUGUAUUAUACCUGCUUGGAACUUUUCAAGUUCACUAUUGGGAUGGGAGACCUGGAGUUUACAGAGAACUACAGGUUCAAGUCUGUGUUUGUCAUCCUUCUGGUUCUCUAUGUCAUCCUUACGUACAUCCUCCUGCUCAAUAUGCUUAUUGCACUGAUGGGAGAAACUGUGAGCAAAAUUGCACAGGAGAGCAAGAGCAUCUGGAAACUCCAGAGAGCCAUCACAAUCUUGGAUAUUGAAAACAGCUACUUGAACUGUUUGAGGCGCUCGUUCCGAUCUGGAAAGCAAGUCUUAGUGGGGAUCACACCUGAUGGCCAAGAUGAUUACAGAUGGUGCUUUAGAGUUGAUGAAGUGAACUGGUCCACGUGGAAUACUAAUUUGGGCAUAAUCAACGAAGAUCCUGGGUGCUCUGGGGACCUCAAACGAAAUCCCAGUUACUCUAUUAAGCCUGGUAGAGUUUCAGGGAAAAACUGGAAAACUUUGGUUCCACUUUUAAGAGAUGGAAGCAGGAGAGAGGAAACACAAAAACUUCCAGAAGAAAUCAAACUAAAACCUAUUUUGGAACCUUAUUAUGAGCCAGAGGAUUGUGAGACGUUGAAGGAAUCACUUCCAAAGUCAGUCUGAUUUUCUU
Messenger RNA from Lagopus muta (rock ptarmigan), 5225 nucleotides. It is a transcript of the gene TRPV1, whose product is annotated as transient receptor potential cation channel subfamily V member 1. The coding region runs from base 2678 to 5218 and encodes 846 amino acids. Gene Ontology annotation, molecular function: protein binding; calcium channel activity. NCBI's taxonomy places the organism in Eukaryota, Metazoa, Chordata, Aves, Galliformes, Phasianidae. Gene Ontology annotation, cellular component: membrane. Gene Ontology annotation, biological process: calcium ion import across plasma membrane. The transcript is spliced from 16 exons. The record is from RefSeq and is a predicted model, not a curated record.